AUGGGUCAGGAAGAAUCAAGUAUGGUGGACGACUCUACCCCUCCACAGACAAUCUCCGAGCGCACCAUCUCAGCCAUUGCCGACUAUAUCAAGAGUGGUGAUGUCAAGCGGAUUGUCGUCAUGACAGGUGCUGGAAUUUCUACCGCCGCAGGAAUUCCUGAUUUCAGGUCGCCAAAGACUGGGCUGUACAGCAAUCUUGCUCGCUUGAAUUUGCCACAUGCUGAAGCGGUUUUCGAAAUUUCCUACUUCAAAGAAAACCCGGAGCCGUUCUAUGUCCUCGCCAAGGAGCUGUAUCCUGGCAAAUUUCAGCCAACAGUCUCACACGUGUUCCUGUCCCUCCUUGCUAAAAAGGAUCUAUUGCACAUGCUAUUUACGCAAAAUAUCGACUGUUUGGAGAGAGCUGCUGGUGUACCCGCGGAAAAGAUCAUCGAGGCUCACGGAAGCUUUGCCAACCAACGAUGCGUCGAGUGCAAGAAAGAGUUCCCCGACGACGAAAUGAAGACCCAUGUCCACAGCGGACAUGUACCUCGAUGCAUAGAUAUGAGUUGCAACGGUCUCGUCAAGCCGGAUAUUGUAUUCUUCGGCGAAGCACUGCCGCGAGCCUUCUCAGAGAAAAGCCACACGGUAGUCAUGGCUGACCUGGUGCUGAUCAUCGGCACCAGUCUGCAGGUUUAUCCCUUCGCUGGCCUACCACAGAUGACACGAGAGUCCAUCCCACGUGUUCUAUUCAACAUGGAAAAAGUUGGACAGAUUGGGACAAGACCAGAUGAUGUCUUGUCGCUGGGGCCAUGCGAUGAUGGCGUUCGUCAGCUCGCGGCUGAGCUUGGCUGGGGCGAUGAGUUGGAGAAGAUGUGGCGCGGAAUUGUUGGAGAGGAGGAGGCCGAAAAGCAGCUAAGGAAUCGAAAGGAGCGCAACGAGGAAAUCGACGAGGAGGUACAGAGACUCACUGAGGAUGUAGAGGCUGCGCUGAGAAUCCACGACGAGGAGGCAGCCAGUAAUGAGGCGGUGGCAAGCAAGUCUCGCCAAUCAGAAGAAGCUGAGCCCAGCGACGACGUCUCGAAACAAAAGACAGACAUGACUGUAGAAACAGAAGACCUCGCAACACGUAGGGAGAUGCCGCCGGCACCGGGAACGGAGCGGGACAGCGCAGUGAACGCAAGGAACGAGUAG
Molecule: messenger RNA, 1170 nt
Organism: Cordyceps militaris CM01
Lineage: Eukaryota; Fungi; Ascomycota; Sordariomycetes; Hypocreales; Cordycipitaceae
Product: SIR2 family histone deacetylase
Exons: 2
Coding region: 1-1170 (389 amino acids)
Molecular function (GO): NAD+ binding; histone deacetylase activity, NAD-dependent
Source: RefSeq, a predicted model, not a curated record